This is a messenger RNA of Myotis daubentonii (Daubenton's bat), 1778 nucleotides long. It is a transcript of the gene LRRC23, whose product is annotated as leucine rich repeat containing 23. The record is from RefSeq and is a predicted model, not a curated record. NCBI's taxonomy places the organism in Eukaryota, Metazoa, Chordata, Mammalia, Chiroptera, Vespertilionidae. Gene Ontology annotation, molecular function: protein binding.
AGAGUUAGAAGACAUGAGUGGAGCUGGGCUUAAGGAUGAAAGGGAAGGGGAGGGUCGGUAAGGAAGAUCGGAGGAGGACGCGGCUUACUUUAGAAUGGAGAUGGGAAGGACUGGGGGGAGGGGGUCCAGGAAGCGGGGGACAGAGCUGCUGGAGGAGAGCUGGAGCCACUGCGAAGGCAGAAAGGGUCUCAGGGGUCUGGAAAGGCAUCCUGGAAUGUGAAGAUGGGGAAUGUGAAGUGCAGGUUGGGAGUCAAAAUGAGAUGCUCAUACGGAUGAGGAAAGAGGCAUAUUUGGGGAAAGAUCAGAGGUGAUGGGAGGGGUAAUACCCCAUCCGUGGAGGUGAGAGAGCUGAGGGCUGGCAGGCGCUGAGGAGACCUUCUUUCUCAGGACGAGGACCCAGCUUGAUCGGUCGCCAGCCUUCAGCAGGGAAGAAAGAUGUCAGAUGAAGACGAUCUGGAAGAUUUUGAGCCAGACCAGGAUGAUCUGGAAAGGGAGGAAGAUGAGAAGGAUGCAGAAGAUUGGGAAGAUGACAGGAAAGAGGAGGAAGACGUAUCAGAGGAAUGGAUGCCGACCCCCCUCACCGAGGACAUGAUGAAGGAAGGGCUUUCUUUGCUCUGUAAGACCGGCAAUGGAUUGGCCCAUGCUUAUGUCAAGCUGGAGGUUAAAGAGAGAGAACUGACGGACAUCCAGUUGCUGCGCUCCUACAUCCACCUGCGUUACGUGGAUAUUUCUGAGAACCAUCUGACGGACGUGUCCGCACUCAAUCACCUCACCCACCUGCUCUGGCUCAAGGCUGACGGCAACCGGCUGCGGAGUGCCCAGCUGAACGAACUGCCUUACCUGCAGAUCGCCAGUUUUGCCUACAACCAGAUCAUGGACACGGAGGGCAUCUGUCAUCCUCGUCUGGGCAUCCUGAAUCUCAAAGGGAACCACAUCCGCUCGGUGACAGGUAUGGACCCCGAAAGGCUGAUCAGCCUGCACACACUGGAGCUUCGAGGGAACCAACUGGAAAGCACAGUGGGGAUCAACCUUCCUACGCUGAAGAACCUCUUCCUGGCCCAGAAUAUGUUGAAGAAGGUGGAAGGCUUGGAGCACCUAAAGAAUCUCACUACCUUGCAUCUUAGAGACAACCAGAUUGACACUCUGAGUGGCUUCUCCGAGGGAAUGAAAUCACUGCAGUACCUCAACCUGAGGGCCAACAUGGUAUCCAACCUGCAGGAGCUCGCCAAGCUUCAGAACCUGCCCAAGCUCCGAGCCUUGGUGCUGCUGGACAACCCGUGUACAGAUGAGAGUGACUACCGCCAGGAGGCCCUGGUGCAUAUACCACAACUGGAACGCCUGGACAAGGAAUUCUUUGAGGAGGAGGACCGAGCCGAGGCCAAUGAGAUUCGUCAGAGGAUGAAGGAGGAGCAGGAGCAGGAUGCUGAGACUGAGCAAGACACAGGGCCGGACCAGCCAUAGACGUAGCAGCGGUUCUUCUCGUCUUCGUCUUCCCUGAUAGGGAUCAAAGACACUGGCUCCCAGACCUGAGGUUGGCAGGGUCCACCACAGGCACGCCCGCCCCAUCCGGAGACAGAGGCUGACCUCUCGCCCCGACCUGUGGGUUCAUCACAGCCUGCCGCCCAGGCUCUGUGUGGGCAGCUGGGCAGAGGGGUGGGUGGGCUCGAGCGCUGCCUGGAGCCUAGAAGUGGGCAUCCUUCAGGCAGAUCCGGUUGCCUGCGGAGACGGGCUGGGGUGUGUAGGAACAGCCCGGUUUCGAAUAAAGAGAUAUUUUGAUA